AUGCUACCGAGAAAAUUAAAAAUCGAUUCAACUGAGCUCGCUGAAAUCACAAAUGAACUAGUGCAGUUCUUAAACUGCUUGGUUCUAAGAUCGGGUGGACUCAAAAAAGAACAUAUUUGGGUUAGAAAUGGAAGAAUUUUGGAUGAAAGGACUGUAUUUUUCGAAGAAAAAACGAUGGCAGACGUUCAGAUUGAUUGCGAGGGCCUUAUUCUUUCACCAGGAUUUAUCGAUCUUCAAUUGAACGGUGGAUUCGGAAUCGACUUUUCAACUUAUAACUCUGAUGACAAAGAAUAUCAAGAAGGACUGGCAUUGGUUGCGAAACAACUUCUUGCUCAUGGCGUAACUAGUUUCUCGCCAACCGUUAUCACAAGUUCUCCAGAAACUUAUCAUAAGAUUCUUCCACUUCUUAAACCUUCCAAUGCAUCAUCAGAAGGAGCAGGAAACCUUGGCGCUCACCUCGAAGGACCAUUCAUCUCAGCUGAUAAAAGAGGAUGUCAUCCAGAACAGCUCGUUAUCACUUCACUUUCCCCAAACCCUGUCGAAAUUAUCGAACACGUGUAUGGAAGCACUGAAAAUAUCGCCAUAGUAACAAUGGCGCCAGAAUUGGAAGGAGCUCAAGAAGCUAUUGAAUAUUUCGUUUCCACUGGUACCACCGUAUCCGUUGGACAUUCAUCUGCCAAGCUUGGACCCGGAGAAAUGGCUGUACUAUCUGGUGCGAAAAUGAUUACGCAUUUGUUCAAUGCUAUGCAAUCGUACCAUCAUCGCGACCCUGGUCUCAUCGGACUUCUGACUUCAUCAAAAUUGACUCCUGAUCAUCCAUUAUAUUAUGGAAUCAUUUCCGAUGGAAUACACACUCAUGACUCAGCACUUCGAAUUGCUUACCAUACUAACUCUGCUGGUCUUGUUCUUGUAACCGACGCUAUUGCUGCACUUGGGAUGUCUGAUGGAGUUCACAAACUCGGAACUCAGACCAUUCAUGUGAAAGGUCUUGAAGCGAAACUUGAUGGGACAAAUACGACGGCUGGAAGUGUUGCGAGUAUGCCAUACUGUAUUCGGCAUCUCAUGAAAGCUACAGGGUGUCCCAUCGAAUUUGCUCUUCAAAGUGCCACGCAUAAACCUGCGACCCUGCUCGGUGUUAGUGAUGAGAAAGGAACAUUGGAUGUGGGAAGACUCGCCGAUUUUGUAUUGAUCGAUAAAAACGUCACUGUUAAAGCGACUUUCUGUUCUGGAAAACGAGUAUUUUUGGCCCAAGACUAAUAUGAUUUUCAAGAAUAAAAUUUUUUUCCAAAACAAUUUUGCAUUUUUUUUUUGCUUUUAUGCUCUCAAAUUGUGAAUAAAUAUUUCUUG
Messenger RNA from Caenorhabditis elegans, 1347 nucleotides. RefSeq names its product N-acetylglucosamine-6-phosphate deacetylase (gene F59B2.3). Gene Ontology annotation, biological process: negative regulation of UDP-N-acetylglucosamine biosynthetic process; N-acetylneuraminate catabolic process; N-acetylglucosamine metabolic process. Bases 1 to 1257 code for a protein of 418 amino acids. The record is from RefSeq and is marked reviewed. Gene Ontology annotation, molecular function: hydrolase activity, acting on carbon-nitrogen (but not peptide) bonds; hydrolase activity; N-acetylglucosamine-6-phosphate deacetylase activity. The transcript has 7 exons. Lineage: Eukaryota; Metazoa; Nematoda; Chromadorea; Rhabditida; Rhabditidae.